Rhagoletis pomonella (apple maggot) is the source of this 923-nucleotide messenger RNA. RefSeq names its product kelch-like protein 41. Lineage: Eukaryota; Metazoa; Arthropoda; Insecta; Diptera; Tephritidae. The record is from RefSeq and is a predicted model, not a curated record. The transcript has 2 exons. The coding region runs from base 191 to 430 and encodes 79 amino acids. Gene Ontology annotation, molecular function: protein binding.
UAGGUAUCCGCAAAUAUACACAUGAACGAAAGACAUUUUUGGCUCAUGAAUAUACGUACAUACAUAAAUACAUACUCCAUAUUUGGAAUCUUCAAUACACUGACCAACAGGAAAAUACUGGUCGCUCUAGCAGACCACAAACAAACAAACAAACAAAAAAUCAAAGGAAGUAAUUUCAACACCAGUAGCAAUGGCAACAAAUGGCACACGUCAACUACUUCUAGAUGUGAAUGGCCAAGACCUCAAUCAUUUCAUCAAGAAACUGCUGAACAAUAUAUGCGACUUCUACGAUGAGCAGGACCUCAUAGAUGUAACAUUUAAGUUGUCUAAUCCGACUGCUAUGGUUCCAGCACAUCGCUUAAUAUUAUCAGCGGCAAGUCCAUAUUUUAAAGAUUUAUUCAAAAGCGACAAGGGCCUAACUCCUUGUUAAGUCUUGUUGCACAAGUCUUAAGAUUAGUUACGCACACUCAUAGGGCACACAUUUAGGAUGCGCAUGUCCUCAGCAUGUGGUAACGAUUGUAAGGCCGAUAAGUAGAACAAUAGAAAGUAGCAAUUGUGCGCACGUGCAACGGCAUUGUACACAUACAUACAUAGUGCACAUGCGCACAACAUGACCUAAGGGUUGUUUAGUUGGCAAUUAUAGACAUUACAAUUCAGUGCCAGGGUGUAUGGGAAUAGUCACGUAUGCAUUUCUUAAAUGUUAUGAAAUGCGAUUGGCUUAAAAUGCAAGUGAAACCGUAUACUAUUUUUAUUACUUCCUGGCACUGUCGGUUUAAGUGUUUUUCUAGAUAAGUUAUACAUACCUACUACAUGUGUAGUGCAACACACAUGUUUUAGAUAUACUAUGGUUAGGGUAAGAAUUGUGUAUGUGUAGGUUAAGAGUUUUUGUUAUAAAUAAAGGCUCUGGGACACCAGAGCGUGAG